Molecule: messenger RNA, 756 nt
Organism: Onthophagus taurus
Lineage: Eukaryota; Metazoa; Arthropoda; Insecta; Coleoptera; Scarabaeidae
Source: RefSeq, a predicted model, not a curated record
GUGGAGAAAGAAAAAUUGUUGGAGGUCAAACUUGUGGUAUAAAAUAGUUUCAAGACCACGUGGUUAGCAUCAGUCGAUUGUUCACUUCCCACAUUCAACAUGCAAACCAUCGUUGCCAUUUUCUUAGUAACCCUCGCAGCAGCUAACGCUGGUCAUUAUGGUGGAUCAUUAGUUGGUCCCGCUAAUCCAGGAGCAGUCAUCGCUGGUCCUUCAGCCAAAGCAUCUGUUGUUGGUCCAGAUGGUAGCCACGUCGUUGGUGGAGCCCAUGGUGGAGUUGUAAACGCUGCUCCAAUUCCCGGAGGUGUUGUAAGCGGUGCUGUAAGUCCAGGACAUGUUGCUGUUGGAGGAGUUGGUUUUGUAGCACCAAUUGCUCCUCUUGCUCAUGGUGCAUUAGGACACGCUGGUGGUGCUGUCAUCGCUGGUCCAUCUGGUACCGUUUACGGACACGCUGUCGGAGGACACUACGCCGGUGGUCUCGGUCUUGGACUAGGACUCGGUGGUCUUGGAUUAGGUGCUGGACAUGAUGGUGGUUACGUUCCAGAUAUUUCUGAACAUUUGUACGAUGAUGGAUCGUACAGACCCGAACAUCAUUAUUCCUUACAUUAAUUUGUAAAAAAAUUAAACGCUUAAGCGUAAAUGAGCUUUACGUGAAAAUGUUUAAUUAGACGACUGCCAUUGUAUUAUUCUGAUGACACUGUGUUUUUUCUAUAGUUUGUAAUUAUGUUUUUAUGUGCAUAAAUAAAUUAUUACAUGUAA